GCCUUGCGUGGCGCACGAGUGACGCAUCUCGCGGCCUCAAUGGAAAUCAACAGUGCCACAAGUGCUGAUGGAUUGCUGUAAAGGGCAGGGGGUUGUGAGGGGGGCAAGGGGUACAUGCGUUAGGGGUUGCGCAAGAGUAGCGCACCCCCCUGUGCCACGCACACACCGCACGCAUCGAAGGGGCAAUGUGCGUAGGGGUAGUCGAGUCGUGCGUACAAUCGAAUCACUUUCUCUGUGCCAAAGUCACCCUUCACAUGCCCCCACCCCCGCACACAGUACACACAUCAAUCACACACACACGCGCACACACACCCUCCAUGCCACUUCUUGGACAUUCUGCGUAGCUUGGAAGGUGGAAUUGAAAAUUUCCCAACAAGUUUUUCUCUAUUCAGGCACCACAUCAGUCUACGAUUGAGUUUUGUGUAGUUAAGUCGACACACUGUUUGUUGUUUGUUAUAUUUUCAAAAUCUACAAAAAAAUCUCUUGCAACAGAUACACCCAAAAAUAAAAAAGUAGCAAGUUAUCCAACACAUUAUCUCGUCCACAGGGAGACGCACCAUCGCGCAAGAAUUUAACGCGGACAAUACGCGAAAAUUCAGUAUAAAAGUACGAUAUUUUUGGGGAUGAUUUUCCAAAGAAUUUUUCUCUUUGGCUUUACUUGCUCAAAAAAUAAGAUGGAAAAGUGGUUGAUGGUGUGGUGUUGCUGAGAAUCUCAAAGUGUAGCAACUUCUUUGCGAGUUUGUGCGUGGAUUAAGAUACAAUGAGAGGGAGAAAAUCGAUUGCGAAAACAUGGUUUUAGUAGAGAAUCUAUUCGUUAUUAAAGGUCUUUGUGAGAGAUUUAAAUGAUUCGCGCUAGUUGAAAUCUACGAGGGGAAAACUAAAUUAUAAUUUAUUAAAUUAUUUAUUUAUCAAAUUAACUACUAAUGAAUAAAAAAUUGUUGGAAAAGUUUUGAAAAAAAAACACUCUUUAGAAAAAAAUCAAGAGAAUUAAUUGAAUUCUUUUAUAUAAAACAAAAAGUUAAAAUUUGUUUAAAACUAACAGUGAUGAUAGUUUUCAUUGAAAAUUUAUUUCAAGGCUGUAAAAACUCAUUCAUAUGUUUUUUUAAAUCUGAAAAUUAUUUUGAAAACCUUUUCAACAUAACGAAUAAAAAAUAUUAUUUCAAUUUAUAUAAAACCUAAAACCAUGAAAAAAUAUAUUUUCUACUUUUAUUAUUUUCUGAUAUAAUUUUUACUUUAAAAUCUAUUGAAUUUGAUUUUAAUACUAGAAACAAAAGAUAGAAUAGUUUUGAAAAAAAUAAUGAGGUAGUAGAUAAAAUAUUUUUUCAUUACAAUAGAAUAUUUAAAAAAAAAAAAGCUUUCUUAUUCUUUGUUCUUAAAUUUUUAAUAUUUUUCACUCAAAGACAUCCAAGAACAACUUUAAAUUAAAGAAAUACAUAAAACUACCCUAGUUUCUGGCGUUUAAACUAAUCCUUUCAUUUUCCAAAUUAACUUAAUUGCUUCCAAUAGCAAAUUUUCAAUUUUCAAAAAGCUUUUAGAACCUUUAAAAUAUUAGUAAAAAAAAUACUUUGUAAAAGAAAUCAAUAUCGGUGUAGCCGCAAAAAAGUGCAUUGAAGUUGCUUAAGAUUCGCAGUGGAACACCUCACCAGCUAUAAACUAAAAAAACCACCCACUCAGCAUCUUCUGUUCCAUCUGCCACUCUCAGAUGUUCGUGUUUCAGUGACCAAUUGUUGCAUCCGUCCCAAAAACGCAGUCUAAGGGGGUUGAAAUUUCUGUGCGUGGCUGUGAAAAAUGGACAAUGAGUUUGUAUGGGCUUGUUGGAUCGCCAUCAUGGUGACUUUAACGUUUUUUCUGUGCUUUUUUACGAGCUUUCUCGGGGUAGCUAAAAAUCCGUGAUUUUUUUCUUUGCUCGAAGGUUGGGAUGUCGCAUUAAAGUGUUUUUGUCAGGGAUUUUUUUCUCUACUCGCACAGCUUUUCCAUCUUCUGCACGUAUUAAAGUCUCUUGGGUGGGUAGAGCAGAGCGUGCGACAUUUUGGGUGAAUUUUGAAGGAAUUGAAAAUGGGAAAGUUGUGAGUUUUAGAGCUUAAAGCUCCCCUUGAAAAUUUUGGGUGAUUGCCACGUAUUUAUCCCUUCGGAGAAUUUCCAACAAACAUCCAAACGACAGAGAUCAUUAGGAGGAUGGCAAGUUUAUGGUGCGGGUGGGUGGGUGGAUGAGAAGUCGCACAUCGCAAUUUCGUGUAUAGCCUUCGCAGACUCCGGAGAUGGGACAUGCCAUGGGAAAGAAAUCGCGAUGAACAAUCGUAUGUGUCGGAUUCAAUGUGUCCCUUUUCGUCGCGAUGUCUUCUCAGGGAUCAGUCGUUCAUUGAACCACACUCUCCACGCAAUUUCGAAGUUUUGUGGAAUUUUUCGUUUCGUUUCUAUCCAACAUUUGGUCGUGUUAUCACCCCCCGGAUUCUUUUUGCUCGUUUUUAUUUCUUUUUUGGGGAGGAAAUGGCGAGCUUUCUUCGAGCUUUCUUAUGAGGGUGGCAGAUUGUACGAGGAGUCAAACUAUGAAUUUCAAUAUGGAAUUCAUUUUCUAAUAAAGACUUUUCCAUGUAGGUGAUAAUUGUAUCGUGUGUGUUGUAAAAAGAGAACUUCAGAGAAAGUCCAUAAAGAGAGAGACUUAUUUAGUGGCCACUUAAAGGUCAGAAGUGAACUUCAGUGGCAAAAUUUGAAGGGCUCCCCCCGCCUCUAUAAUAUAUCUCACAAAAAACACACCAAUUAGUGCGGAAGAAGUCGCAAAAAGCGUGUGAAAAGAACACCUCAAGAAUUUAGUCAAAGUGCUUGUGAUUUGAAGUCCGAUAAGGGAAAUUUGUCACGCAGAGCUUUUAAGCUUAAUGUAGUUUAGUGGUGAAGAUUUCGUGUUUAUGCUUGUGAACAAUUUCAGACAUUUUUGAAGAAUAAAGAAAAAGUUGUGUAAGUGACAAAUUUUUGCCAAAAAAACAACUAUUAGUAAUUUAAGAAUCCUCUGCUGAAUUUUAACUUUAAAAAACAAACUAACAAUAUAUCUUCAUUCCGUAGAAAUAUAGACGUAUUAGUAAUUAAUAAAUUUUAAGCUUAAUCAAUUUUAAUAAGAAAAGUGUGUGGUUUUCUCGAGAUAAAAAAAGCAAAAAGAAAAUAUUUUGUGGUCCUGUGAACUUAUUCCAUAUGGUUCAUAUGAUAGAGAUUGUGCGCCAAGGGAAAGUUGACUUUCCUCAUCAGGUCAUUAUGAACCGUCCCAUUCAAGUUAAACCAGCGGAUAGUGAAAACCGCGGUGAUCGCAAGCUGUUUGUUGGUAUGCUUAGUAAGCAACAAACCGAAGAGGAUGUAAGACAGUUGUUUACGCCAUUCGGAACUAUUGAAGAGUGUACUAUUCUGCGAGGUCCCGACGGUGCCAGCAAAGGUUGUGCUUUUGUUAAGUUCAGCUCUCAUCAGGAAGCACAAGCAGCCAUCACAAAUCUACACGGGAGUCAAACUAUGCCGGGUGCGUCAUCGAGUUUGGUGGUAAAGUUUGCCGACACUGAGAAGGAGCGACAACUGAGACGUAUGCAGCAAAUGGCCGGUCACAUGAAUUUGCUAAAUCCCUUUGUUUUCAAUCAGUUUGGAGCGUAUGGUGCUUAUGCACAGCAGCAACAGGCGGCUCUAAUGGCUGCGGCGACUGCUCAAGGAACGUACAUAAAUCCCAUGGCUGCGCUUGCAACACAAAUACCUCAUGCACUCAAUGGUAAAGUUGCUGGUGAUGUGCAGCUAAAAGGGCAGUACGUAAUGCAGCAUUGUUUGCCCGCAGGCUCAGGACAACCAGUGAAUGGAACGAUCCCGUCGCUGCCAUCUCCCACGAUGCCAACAUUCAACAUGGCAGCCCAGACGCCAAAUGGUCAGCCUGGUGGCACCGAAGCCGUUUACACCAACGGAAUACCUCAAACGUAUCCAGGCCAUGCCCUUCAUCUGUCGAUUCCAACGCAAGGACUCCCGAAUGGAGACGCCGCCCUCCAGCAUGCUGCGUAUCCAGGGAUGCAACCCUAUCCAGGUGUUGCUUACCCCGCCGUUUAUGGACAGUUUCCUCAAGCUAUUCCACAACCAAUGGCCGCUGUGGCAUCACAACGAGAAGGAUGCUCCAUCUCUGGACCAGAAGGGUGCAAUUUAUUUAUCUACCACCUGCCACAGGAGUUUGGUGAUGCUGAACUAAUGCAAAUGUUCCUUCCGUUUGGCAACGUUAUUAGUUCAAAGGUUUUCAUCGAUCGUGCAACAAAUCAGAGUAAAUGCUUUGGUUUUGUUUCGUUCGACAAUCCGGCAAGUGCUCAAACAGCUAUCCAAUCAAUGAAUGGUUUUCAGAUUGGAAUGAAAAGACUGAAAGUACAGCUAAAGAGACCGAAGGACGCCAGUCGACCUUAUUAACAGGAGGUAUCCUCCAGUAAUGUCAAUACUGCUUCAGACGAAGCUUUAAGGAUAACGUUUAAACACUAAUUUACACCAUGAGAGCAGCGUAAUUUUGCAUGGCGAUUAGAGAUAACAAAAAAACAAUGGGGAGAUAGUGUUAGAUGAAACAAAGAACUAUUGCAGGUAUUUAUUAAGAAAAUUCACAAAAAUUUUCAUUUCUUGGACUCCAAUAGCAACGAGAGAAAUCAUUUCUACGGCUGCUGCAACGGAACCGAAUUAUCCUGUUGUGUUUUAAUAAUAAGUUUUCAUUUAAAAAUUAAAAAUCUAUUUUUUGUAUUCCCUUCAACUAUUAAAAAUUUAAAUCUUUUUUUUUUAUUUUGUAAUAGUUGUCGUAAAAAGAAACAUUUAGUGGAAAAAAAUGUUAAGAAAUAAACUGAAGAGAUGUGAAAACACACAAGUAAACAAGAAGACAAAAUAUAGAUGCAGGAAAUUAAUUAUUAUAUUUGAAACAAAAAAAAUAAAUGAAACUUUUAGAGGAAGAAACUUUAAUAAGAAAAAAAACAAAAUAAGAAAAUUAGUAAUUAGGGGUUGGGAAGAAUGUAAAAUUUUUAGUAAACGGCAGCAUCGGUAGGAUGUUACAGACAUCACAUAAAGAAAAAUUUCUCGAUUUUUGAAUUUUAAGAAAGAAAAACUCGAAAACUUUUUUACAUUUAAUAUAUACCAUUUUUUAAAAAAUUAAAACUCUUUAGGACGGAAUGCGUCCUUAAUACGUCUUUAAAACUAUACUCCUUUUAACUUUUGUUCAAUUUUUAAAAUUAUUACAUAAUAUAUCUAUUCACAGAGACUAAUUAACUAAUGAAAAAAAAACAACAUUUCGCAUUUUAUAAAAUAUUUAAACUUAUUUUUAAAAGAAUUAUAAGGUAAAGAACUAAAGAAAAAAAAAUAAAUUUAUGAAUAAUUUUGAAGGUCUUUUUUUGUUUUAUAUAUUUGAGAAAUUGUAACCAAAAAAAUGAAUAAAUUCAUUAAAUUUCUAAUCACUCUUAGUAUACUAUUACCGAUUAGAUUUAGUUUUUACAAGUCAUUAAGGCGAUCAAACCUUUUAAAAAAAAAGAGAACCUAAUAGUAUGCUUGAGUCCUAUCACUAAAUAAAUACCAGAAAAUGAUAAUUCAAAUCUAAUAAAUAGAAUCUUGUAGUAUAAAAUCAAUUGCAUUUGGAAUGAAUCAUUUUUACAAACAAACUAAAAGAAAAUCCUUAAACUAAAAGCUCUAAAUGCAUCCGCAGUUGCACCUUAAAGCAUAGAAUUCUUUCAUUUUUUUUAAAACCAAAAGAUUGACAAAAAAAUUAUUUUUGCAUCAAUAAAUCCAUUUAAAAGAAAAGAAAAAACAAAUGAGAUAAUCAAUAUUAUAAAAAUUAUUUCUUCUUACCAUUAUUAGCUAAAUCUUAAGGCAUUUUUAGGAAGUAGGGAGGUUUUAAAGAAAGAAAAAGUGAGGCUAUAGAAAUGCUUGAAUUGACAAACAGAUGACGUAAGGGAGACAUUUAUUUUGCAAAAUUAAAUCUAACUUAUAUAUUUAUUCUAUAAAGAAAAAGAAAAGGAGCGUCAAGAUGUCAAAAAAAAGAAAACUAAUGGGAAACCAUGUGAAAAAAUCUACAGCUAAGAAAAGCCAAAAAAUUUUGUUAAAUAGAAAUGAUGAUAUACCAAUAUUUAAAAAAAGAAACCUAUUGAAAAAAAUGAUAUAAAUUGAUAAUCUAAAAAUAUUAUUAUAAUAAAUAAACAAAUCUUAAAAAAAAACUAAUAAUUUAUUCUCUAGGUAUUAAAUGAAAAUUAAUUAAAACAUGACAAUUGAUGCCAUGCAAAAAAAUGAUUAAUAUAGCGACGAGAGAAAAGGUAUAUUUAUAUAAAUUAGAUUUCUCCAAUAAUAUAUCUUUCUUCUUACAUAAAAAAAACAAAUAUCGUCACUUGAUAUUUAUAUUUAAAAAAAAAUACAUAAACUAAUCAUGUAAAAUCUUCAUCGAGAUUUUUUGCGUGUGCGUUUAAGUUCUUCAGAGAAAAACUUCUUUCAUCAAAUUCUUCUUUUAAAAAAAUGCAAAUUGCGUUCAUUUUUUAUUUAAAUAGGAAACUAAAACAUUAUAUUUAUAGCUAAGUAGUAAGAGUGAGCUUAAGUAAACUAAUUCCUGAGGAAAUGAAAAUCCUUAACCUCCUCCUAUUAGUCCCUAUAAAAACACCUUCCAAAUGAAUGAGAAAAAACUACAAAAUCUGUCUAUAUAGUCUUGAAGCUAUAAUUGGCAAUUGAUGUUGGGAAUUUCACGUGAAAUCUGAAUCAAAAGAUCAAAUUGUAGGAAAAUAAGUUUAAAACAAAAGAUGAAACACUCUUUAAUUGUGAAAGAAAUAAAAAAACGAUAAAAUAUCAAUGAUAAAUUAGAAGUGAUUUCAAUUUUCUGUUGGAUAAUUUGCGGAUAUGAUCGGAAUUUUGAAUGGACAUUGGUCCUUUAAUUGUAAUCUGUUGCUUGAGAUACUACUGUGUUUACUUGUAAAUUAUUUUUUAAAUCUUCUUUUCGUCGUGUUAAUGUUUUUCUUUUCGGAAGUUUUAGUGAAUUAAGUUUAGGAAGUUGUUUAAAUGGGAUUUUUUUUUAAAUUUUGUUGGAAAACUUUGAGGUAGUUUUUCAAACUUUAAAUUUAAUUUAAGAAAAAAAUAUCGCGUAAUUUCACAAAAUCUACUCAAUUUUAUGAAAUGGCGAAAAAUUCCUACAUAGAUAAAAUUUCCUAAUCCAAAUGUUAAUAGGGACCACUAUUUAUCUCCUUAUUUCUUCGUCUUUUUAUCAAUGCAGGUACAGCAUUUUCUUUACUUCAUAAAUUUCCCGUAAAAACAAACUUAAGACGCACAACACCCAUUACGUGCAUCGAAUAAGUCAUCAAAUUAUCCAGCAGAAUUUUCCACAAAAAAUCAUGUUUAUAUCUUUAAAGAAAACGUGACGUAUUCAACCAAAAAAAAAAGUUAUGAGAACGAUAGAUAAUUCCACAAAUGGGCUGUGAUUUGAAUGUAAAAAGAAGUAAAAAAAAACACUUAAAAUGAAAAAUAACAUACAAAUUUGUGUACUGUACAGUUCGUUUGUUUUACUUUUUCAAUGUGAAUCGUGAAGUUCGAUGUUGUAAAAGAAAAAAAACCGAGAGACAUUAAGAGAAAAAAAUGAAACCUACUGAAAAAAUGUAUAUUUAAUUAGCAAAAAAAAGUUGAGUGAAAUGAGACCAAGAUGGUAUAAAUUUAAAAGAUUAAAAAAAAAAGUUUAAAACACAGACGAUGUACCUUACAAUAAAAAAAAGUGAGAUAUUUUACACACAAAAAAAAGAAAAAAUGAUAAAUGAGGUUUAGAAUCGCGUGGGAGUGAAAAUUCGCCAAUGCCCCCAAAAGAAAAUUUCUCCCGAAUAUCCUAAUGAUGAAAAAGAAAAUUCUAAAUGUCAACAACGGGCUGUAGAGAUUCAUAAAUAAAUUGUUGAAUUUCUCUGUGCUGGGUGGUGUGCUCCCAUGCGAAAUGAUAGAGUCCCCUGAUACAAUACAAAAUGUGAUUCAAAUUCAGUGUUAAUUGAUAGAAAAUCCAUACCCUUUAACAUACCCCCACCCCCCUCGUCCCUUGAUCCUAAAUCCCCUUGGAAAGUGAAUUCUCACUGAAACUCCCCUAUCAAAGGUGAACGUGUAUCAUUUAGUCAUUUUAUCUAUUCAGCAGAAGGGCAAUUUGGAAGGAAAUGUUUUUAAAGUUGGAAGAAUUAUUUCAUGAAAGUAAAGAAAUUAACAAAAAAAAUCCUUUGAGGAGCCUUUUUAAAAGCAAAUAUUUCUAUCUUGAUAUUCUGCUUAAGAUUUUACUCAAAAUUGACAAAUAUAUAGUAUAACCAGGCGCCUGUACUUUGAUUUCUUGAGUAUUGCAGUUAGAAAAGCUGAAGUCGAGUAAAAUUUAAGUUCCCUACAUAUUUCCUUUAUUUUUUUUUAUUUGUGACAAUUUUUAAAAUAUUUUUGAAACACUUAAAAAUAUUUUAUUAAAUCAAUUUCUUUUUUUUUUUGAAAUAAUCCAAGACUUUAAGACAUUUUUAAAAUUAUUUUGUCCCUUCGGCAGAGUCCAAAAAACAAUUCAACAUGUGAUUCAGUGUGACGACAAGAGGAAUAGGUGUAAAUUAUGACAUUAAGACAACUAAAAAAAAAAAGAAAAUAUACCAUCAAUCUCCAAAGAGAUCUCAUUGCCAAUUAUAGUGUCAAAAAACAAACAUUAAUCUAACCCCACCCCCGCAGCCUUCCUUUAAAUUCUUUCACCCUCUCCCCAGACCACCCCCCCAAGUCCCACUUGCAACAUACUUAAAAGAAAAAAAAGGUGAGGGGUUAAGAACCUAGCGGUAAAUCACGAUAAUAAGAAAAAAAAUGUCGAAUGAAAAAAAAACCACGAAAUUGCAACAUAAAACUGUAAAUUUUGAAGUGGGAAUCAGUUAAAACAGACCCAAACUAUUAACCAUUAAGAUCAAAAUUGCCAGCUGUAUAGAAGAAACUGGCAUGCUAAGUAAGUCUAAUGGUAAACGCUACUUGAAAUAUUUUACUAUUAUAUAUAAUAAAAACUUAUAUACAUUUUAGAAUUUAAGGGUUCUACAUACAUAAGGGUAACCAUUACAAUAAAAGUAAGUUUCAUUUGGUAGUGACAAUAAAUUUUGCCAUGUUUGUGUUUUAAAUGCCACAGUUGUCACCAUAAAUUGCAUAAUUUUGCAAUUUGGAAAUCCUUUUGCAAUUAGUUGUGGUUAGAUGGGAGCAAGAAAUUCGCGGGCAUUUUAUGCAUAUGUAUACAUUAUAUUGGAAUGGAAUAAUAAAUUUCAAAUGGGGCGUGGAGAGAGACGGUGAAAUGAGUAUAUAGUCUGUUAAAAGAAAAUAUCAUGGUGGUUUUGUUGAAAUCGUACAGAGAAGGAAUCUCUGCGAUUUGCAACAGAGAGGGCAGAUGGCGCCAAAUACAAAGUUAUUCCUCUGGUGUUGACUAGAACCAACUGAUUGAGGUUAGAACGAUUAGAACUACGUCAAAUUUUCGCAAAGAAUUAUUAAACUAUUAAAGUUUAACAAUGUUUGGAAAAUUUGUGAGAAAUCAGUUUAAAAAUUUAACUCUGCAUUGAGCUAGGAAAAGAUAGAAUGUCUAGCACUAUACUCACGCCAUCUGUCUCCGCGAAAAACAAAUGUUUCUAAAUAUAAUACAAAGAGAGCAUUUUAGGAGAAAAAUAAUUAAUUCAAUUUAUUGGAAAAGCUUUUAAAAAUUAAAAACUAUUUAAUAAAAUUUAAAUUGUAUUAUAUUCAGAAACAAGAGCUCAAUUGAAAUUUUUAAAGGGUUGUUCUCAUGGUGAUUCUCGAUGAUGGAAAUUCCAUCGACAAUCCAAUGAACUACACACACUACCCUAAAUAUGUGGGAAUAAGAAUAAAUCUAGUCAGGAGAACCACAUCAUAAUAUAUUGUUGAAUUUGUCAGAGUGAAAAAAAAGAAAUUAGGCACAUUUAAAAAUAUAUUGUACAUUAUUGUAAUUUUGAAUGAGCGCAGCCGGAAUACUGAUAAGUGAUAUAAGAUGCAAAAAAAAAGAUUAAGGAUCUUAAUGUUAUAUAAUAAAUUAGAAUUUUUGCCUCCCAUCCGAAACAAAUAGCUUAUAAAUAAAAAUUCUUGUACAUUUCUAGUCAACAAAAUCACAUUUUUGCACGGAAGAAAAUUUUAAUCUUUUGAAGUGCCAAAGAAAAGCUCCUUGGCCAUAAUUGGAAGAAUCUCUCAUUUCGUUUUUGUUUGUUUUGAUAUAGACUAAAAAAAACUCAGUUUUCGAGACUGGCUUUGGAACAGGGAUAAUCAAGCUUUUGUGAUUGAGUUCUGAGAUGAGGAUGGCGUCUGCAGCGAUAUGGUCGAUAAUGUGCAAUAUAGUUUAGGUUAAAAAAAAAAUCCUCAACAAAAAAGAAUUUUUAGUUUUUCUGGAUAAGGUAAUACGAUCAAUAGCUUAAUAUUGAAGCUGUAAUAGAAUCAUUUUGAGCAGUAAAAAUGCAUUUUAAUCAGUAAACAUAUUUACAUCAGUUAAAAGCUUUCGCAAUAUGGUCAGUAAAUGAAACGAAUUUUAAAUUGAAAUUAAUUGAAAAGUCGAUUCUGUCAAAAUCUUUUAUUUUCUUUACAACUUGAAAGCUGUUAGAUUAAGAUGAAAGAAAAACAAAAGAUUUCCUGGAAAAAUUUCAAAAACAUCUUUAAAGAUUCCUGGAAAACUGUUCUUCAUAAUUCAACUAACAAACUAUCAAAAUCUUAGAAUAUUUUUCAAGAAUUUUUAAAAUCUUACAAGUGGAAUUGCAAGAAAAGAUAAGAUUUUUAACAGAAUUGGCCCCUAAUUCAAUUUCAGUUUAAAAAUAAAUUCGAUUCCUUUCCCGAUAAAGCUGGAUAUGUUUUAACUGAUUAUUGUUCCUUAACGGGUCAAAUAAUAGGUAACUGAUUCAAAUGAAAUUCUUAAAGUUCAAAAAUUGCAAAUUAUGUUUAAUUAUUUAGUUGAGCUUCAGCUCAAAAAAAAAACAAAUCAGUCUUUUUUGUUAAAAUUACAAACUUAUUUUUCUCAUCAAAAAAAAAUCCUGAACAGAAACCAAGUGUCAGAGAAAAGUAGAAGAAGAAUGAAAAUACAACUGUUUUAGCGCCUCGUUUUAGGGAUGCACAUUAACUAUUUAAAGAAAAAAAAUAUUAAACAAAAAUAUGUAAUAAACUAAAGAGAAUCCUGUAUAAAGAUCCCAUGUGUAUUGUACAUUAAAGGAAGAAAAGGGAAAUCAUCUUAUGUAUAAAAGAGACAAAAAAUGAAGCUACUUAGAGGAAAAACUUGUAUAAAAAAAGGAAUCGUUGCGAUUUACCAGAUUGAAAAAAGCAUAGAUAAGUGAAUUGAAAAAAAAGGCACUGAAGAAAAAAAUAAAAAAUAAACACAAUAUUGAAUUAUUUAGAAAAGAGAUGAGAAAUUUUUAGAAUUUUUGUAAAACUGACGCACUUUGCUAUGAUUAGUGACGCCUUUAAAGAAUUAUAUAUUAAAUUUAAAUAAAAGAAUAUAUUAUAUAUUAUAUACAUAAAAAAUGAUAAUGAAAAUGAACUAAAAAUACACAGCAAAAUACAAAUUAAAAGUUAGAUAUCUUCUUUUAGUUUUAUGAAAUUUAUUUAUUUUUUUUAUUGAAAAGGAAACUGUUUUAGGUUUAUUUCUUAGAGUUUCCUUGCUUUGCGAUUUAAAAGAGAAACAUAACUAAGUAUAUUCAGAUUUUUUCAUACAUUUUUGUAAAAUUAAUUUCUGAGAAAAAAACAAAACAAGUACAGUGAUUAGUUAAAAGAUUUAACAGAGGAAACAAAACCUAAAACAUAAUAAACAUUUUUAACUUAAAUGAAAAACAUGAAAAUAUGUGUAGGAAUUUUAGUAAAAGAAAAAAAAAUGAAACAAACAGCGUAUACUUUUUCCAUGCGAAGAAAAACGAAAAAGUAUAUUGCGAAAAUGAAUAUUAUAAUAUAGGAUACAGGGUAUUUCUUGCAAUUAUUUAAAAAGAUGAAAAAAAAACCAAAAAAGAUUUUUAAGAAAACAAACCAAAAAAUUAUUUAAGAAUAAUUGUGAGAGAAAAAAAAUAAACUGUAGAAAUGUGAGAUUGGUGGGAGAAAUGGGCGCGCGAAAGCCAAAAAGUUCGAAUGUGAGGUGAGCAAAAAUGUUGACAAUAUUUGUGUGUUAAUUGCAGAUUUAAAUGAAAAAAAAGCUAAAUAGAGAGGAAUGAAUGAGAAAGUCCACAGACACACAAAAAAAAUUUAAAAUAAAAUAUAUAAAUUCGAUUGAAUAAAUUUUUGCACACUUAAGAGGCACAAAAUAUAUUCCCACAAAAAAAACAAUUUUUAACUUGAAGCUUAUUCUCAAGUUUGAAACUCUUUAACAAAAGUAAAGAAAAAAAAUCAGAGAAAACAGACAUUAAAAAAAAAGAAAUAGAAAAUGCGAAAAGCGUUUAAGAUGAAGGAACUCAUACAAAAAAUUAUAACAUAUGUAAUAAUUUAAAUAAUAUGCAAAAAAAAAGAAGAAAAAAAAAUGGUUGAUAGAAACAACAUGCGAUACAAUACAUUUUAAACGCAAAAUAGAAUUUUAGAUUUUAGCAUGAUCAACUAAAGGAGAAAAUUAUAUACAUUAAACUACAUUAAUCAUUUAUAUAUUUAAAUUAAUACAUAUAUUAUAUAAAUUUGCAUUUAAAAAAAAGAGAAAAUUGAUUAUUAAAUUUAAUAAAAGAAAAUGGUGAGUAAACAGGCGAGAAUCGCGCGAAAAUGCUCCACAAAAAAAAACAUUUUUUCUUAGAAAACAAAAAUUUUAAAAGAAAAAAACCUAAACAUAAAUCUGUAGAAACUUUUAUUCACAAUUUCCAAUAGUUAAUCUUUAUAUAAACUAUAGAAGAAGAGGAAAAAAACAUAUUUUACACACGAAAUAUUCAUUUGAAAAGAAAUAAAAACAGUUUUACAUCAAAAUGAAAAAAAACCGAACUGAUAACUAAUGUAGAAAAUAAAUACAUAUAUAUUAGACACAAACACCGUGCGCAGACCUAAAAGAAAACUCAAAACACAUGGGAACUACACAAAAAAAGCGAAAAACACACAAAUUACUUUAAAAAAAAACUAUCUAUUCUAUAUAACCUCAAGAAAUCAAUUAGAAAAAAGGAAAUGACAAAAAAAAAACAGAAAGUAAAUCAUUUUUACGGAAUGCUACCUCUUGAAAAAAGAGGAAUAUUGCAUAUUUACGAAUAUUAAUUGUAUGGAAUAUUAAUUAAUCCAUUUGCAUAUUUAUUCAUCAUUACUUUAUUAAACAAGGAGAAAAAAAACAUAUUACGAACAACACAAAAUAUAAAAAAUAUAUAUAUUUAAAAAGAGAAAAUCAACAUUUUAUAAAGUAACUUUCUUCUCAUAUUCAAAUAAAUAAAAUAUAAAAUAUUCAAUUCAUUUUAUUAAAAUUUCUUUAUAUAAAAAAACUUUAUUGGCGAGUCUGUGAGUCAUAAAAAAAGGAAUAGAAUUAUGAUAAAGUGAUAGUUUCUUAUUUGAAAAAAAAUAUUUCUUUGUUUUUACAAUUUCUCAUCUUCAAUCGUGAUUUUUUUUCUUUUGUAAUGAGCCCAAGAAAAUCCUAGCCAAAGAUGCGAGAAAAAUGUAUUUACAAAAAAAACAAUAUAUCUCUCUAAAUUAACUUAUCAAAUUAGUUCGGCGCAUUCAAAUCAAUUGUUAUCUAUCUGCAUUGCCUUAAAUUAAAAAAAUAUAUAGCGGCAGAUGAGGGAAUUAUCCUAAUCUGAAUAAAAAAACAACUUUAAAUAAAAUAAAAAAAUUGGAGAAAAUUUUUGACAUCAGAAGCUUUAGAAUUUUAGCGUGAAAAAAUAAUAUCGAAAGAUUUUAAUGCGAAAAUAUUAAUUAUUUAAGCCCAAAGGGUUAAACUUAUUAGGGGGCAAACAAGUAAAGUUUUUUAUGCCUAUAUGCUAGAAAAUAAUUUUAAAAAAACAUUCGUAGGAAUUAAUUAUUGUAAAAGAAAGUUUUUUCUUUUGAAAUAUAUCAAAAACAUUUUCAUUACGAAUUUUUUAUUGGAACAAAAAUUCUUAACCCUAUCGCGUCUAUUGAGUCAAAGACUGACCCAAACGUUAAACAUUUUAUUUUUUUCGAAUUUAAAUGAGUUUAAUUAUUUUUCCAAGUUAAAAAAAAUAAUAAUUCUUUUUUUUUCCAAAAAUUCUUAAUAAAUCUUAAUAAAAUGUUUUAGGCAGAAUUCAACAUUAAAAGAAUUAUCGAAUAUUUUUCAAAGAGAGACAUAAAAAUUCUUUACCUGUUUGCCCCUUAAUCUUUAAAACCCAUCCACUUAAUCUAAGAAUUCCAUUAAACCACAAACUUCAUUGUUAAACUAAAACAUUUUGCCGAUAUUCUUUCGUUCUCACUUAAAGAUAAAAAAAAUCCUUCUGUGGAAGGUUUAAAGCAAAGUGCGGACAAAACAACUAAAAUAAAAAUGAUAAUAAAGAGAAGAUUUUUUAUUUAAAUUCAUACCAUUUCUUUCGUUCUUUAACACCCACCACGAUGUACAUACAAAAAAAAAAUAAAUAAAAAAAAUCUCAAGUGGAAAUAAAUGAUAGAAUGGAAGUAAAAAAAAAUAAAAUAAAAAUCCCCUGCCAAAAUGAGCUAAAUAUAUUUUUUAUUAUACAUAUAUAGAAAUAUAAGGAAAAAUAGAAUAAUGGAGAUUAGCGGAGAAAGUGCGCGAUGAUGGAGUACUUAUAUUGCAAAAACCAUUAUUACUUUUAAAUUAGUAGUGAGUAAUUUUUGAGGAAAAAAAUGGAAGAAAAAUAGUACAUAGAAUUAUCAUAUUGUAGCAGAGUGAAAAGGAAAAAGGCACAGAGUUGGAAUGCAAAAGAAAAAAAAAUGAAUGAAAUGUUGGCAAAGCUGCGGGAAAAGGCUUUUCAUUGAGCAAAUUGUUAGAAAAAAAAUAUGAAAGAAAAAAUCGAGCAAAAAAUGAUAAGGCACAGAAGCUAUCUGGAAUAGGCGAUGAAGAAAACAUUAACAAGUUAUUACAAUAAUUUUUAAAGAAAAUUCUUAAUCAUAAAAAAUUAAAUUAUUAAUUUAUUAACAAUUUUUUUUAUUACUUUUAAAACUUCUUUAUCGUGCCAUAACACUUUAGCUCGUGUUUUUUACUUAAAACGAUCCACGAGCGUAUUAAAAAAAAAAACAAAGAAGAAAUAAAUUUCUCUUUACUUUUUAGCUAAAUAAAAUUAUCAUUCCUUCCCCCCUUCCCCCCCCACCCCCAAAAUAUUCUCCUUACCCGAAUCUAUACGCCCCUUUCUUCUGUCCUAUAACCAUGUUUUUUCAUCUUUAAACAUAGACAAUUUUCUAGCGAAUCACAUUUUAUUAAAUGAAAAGAAAACUUGGUAUAUAUUUAAAAUUUAGAUUUCUAAAUCUUAUUAAUGAUGAAUAAUGCAUGAGAAAAUAUUUAUUUAUAUAUUACCAAGGUAAUGAAAAAAAAUUUAAAAAAAAAACACAAAAAAUAAACCACUAAAAUAGCAUCAUCUUUGAUCUAUUUUAGUGUCACCAAGAAAAUGAAUUUAUAUAGAAUUAAACUAAUAAGAUUAAAGUAAAUGAUGGAAGGAAGAAAAAUUAACUGAAGAAAUGAGAGAAAAUGAAACUAAAUCUAAAUUUAAGUACAACAGUAUUAAAGAAAAAAAAAAAAAAAGAAAAUAAUCACAAGGUUAGAGAAGAGAGAAAACUUAUUAUUGACCUUAAAUUUUAAUGAUCAUUGAGAAAAGAAAAGAAUGAAGGAAAAACAAAAUGACAUCCCCCGAAAGGGACAAAGAAAGAAAAAAAAAGAAUAUUAAAAUGAAUUUUAGGUAAUUUCGAUGAAAUAUUUGAGAAGGCGGUCAUUGGAAAAAGAAAAUAUUAUAAUCAUAUCAGGCGAAAAAAAUAUUUAAAAAACACGUAAAGAAAUUUUCUCACUUUUCUUAUUAAUUUGUUGUAAAAUGAUAAAAUGAAAUUUUUAUUAAUGAUCGAAGUUAAAAUCAAGAAUUACAAGUUUUUAAAAAUUCACUCAUUUAAAAAAAAACUAAUUAUUAAUUAAAGAUUUUGAAAAAAAAACGUAGAAAAUUUCGAUUUUUCAUAUAAAAAGAAAAACAUUUUUGGGAAAAAGAUGUAAUUUGAAAGUGAAUGAAAAAGCGAAAAAAAUGGUAGCGACAAAAGCAGAGUUGAUCACGAUGGCAUACUAUAUAAUAUAGGUACAUUGCUUUCCACAGAAAAUUCACAACUCAAAAAAUCAUAAAACAAAUCAAUAGUGAUGUCAUAAUCAAUUCAAGAACACACAAAACAUUCAUCACAUAAAAACACGGACUCUCUCUUCCAUGAAAAGAAAUAGCAAAAAAAGAAGAAGAAGAAAAAAUCACACAUUAAAAAAAAGAGGAAUAGAAAUAAGAAAAAAAAUCUAAUAGUAUAAGAAUAAAUUGCUCCAAAAUAAUGUACAUUAAAUUGCUUUUGGCUCGAUUUGCCACCAAGAAAAAAAAAAUAGAAGAGCUAAGAAUAUAAAAAAGUAAAAAACAACUGAUUAAAUAAAACAGGUGUGAAGCCAUACUAAACACACAGUUUGUAUAAAAAAAAACUUGUAAAACGAGAAUUCAAAUAGGACAUUUCCACCAGACGCAACUUAAAAUAUUAAGAAAAAAAUGAAUAUUUAAGGAAGAAAAAAAACUGCUAGAAUUUAAUAUAAUAAAAAUUAUAUUUAAAAAGAAAAAAACCUUGAGAAAUAAUCAUUGAAUUUAUGUAUGAAAGGGCAACAUCAACCACUCAUAAUUGCAGAAGAGUAUAAAUUAUUAUACCAUAAAUAUAGUUUCACACAAACAUUAUAAUUUGAAGAAAAAUGCAGCAUCAUAGUCACAUGCAAAAAAAAUGAAAAAAGGUCCAGCAUCUGAAAAAUCAAGCUGGAAGAGCUUGAAAAUAGAAAUAUAAAUAACACCAAAGAAAAACCAAGAAACUCGUUAAUGAAAACCUCCGAGAAAAAAACCACGUGAAAAAAAACUUAUUGAACGAUUAUAUCUUCAUUUUAAAUUAAAAAAAAAAAAAAAGAAAAAACUUAUUAUGAAUAUAUUUAAAGAAAAAAAAGGAAAAAUAUGAUAAAUAAAAUAUUAUAAAUCCAGAAAUACUGAACACAAAAAUGUUCUAUGUAGGGACAUUUAUUAUCAUUAUAUAGUAUUAUAUUAUACAUAUAAAUUAUAUUAAUAAAACCAUUUAAAAAAUCAA
Molecule: messenger RNA, 17148 nt
Organism: Lutzomyia longipalpis
Lineage: Eukaryota; Metazoa; Arthropoda; Insecta; Diptera; Psychodidae
Gene: bru3
Product: CUGBP Elav-like family member 4
Exons: 11
Coding region: 3184-4410 (408 amino acids)
Biological process (GO): regulation of alternative mRNA splicing, via spliceosome; mRNA splice site recognition
Cellular component (GO): cytoplasm; ribonucleoprotein complex; nucleus
Molecular function (GO): mRNA binding
Source: RefSeq, a predicted model, not a curated record